Molecule: messenger RNA, 423 nt
Organism: Cladophialophora psammophila CBS 110553
Lineage: Eukaryota; Fungi; Ascomycota; Eurotiomycetes; Chaetothyriales; Herpotrichiellaceae
Exons: 1
Coding region: 62-256 (64 amino acids)
Source: RefSeq, a predicted model, not a curated record
CGGGUGUACAAGCCUAAAUGUGAGGUUGCAAACUCACUACUUCCAGUGUAUCUCUAUUUUCAUGGUGGAGGCCAUCUUUUUGGCAAUAUUGAGACCGAGGAUGCCAGCCGUGCGCGAAUCAUUGCGGCGUAUCCGAGCCCGGGCGUCAUCGUGGCCAAUGUCAAUUAUCGACACACGCCCGAGUUCCAAUAGCCAACUCAAUUCAAUGAUGUGUGGGACUCUUAUGAAUGGCUAUCAAAACAUAUAUCUCGGUUAGGUGGCGACCCUUCUCAGAUCGUGGUUGGCGGGAUUUCGGCAGGUGGAGGAUUGGCAGCAUCGGUGGUGACGAGACGCCAUGAAUUUGAUGAUGGCGGCCCAAUCGUCUCUAGGAUUCACACUCAAAGGCCAGGUCCUGUGCACCCCAUGGCUCCUUCACCCGUCCGC